Messenger RNA from Fusarium keratoplasticum, 459 nucleotides. Its product is annotated as Protein kinase domain-containing protein. Gene Ontology annotation, biological process: protein phosphorylation. The record is from RefSeq and is a predicted model, not a curated record. The coding region runs from base 1 to 459 and encodes 152 amino acids. The transcript has a single exon. Gene Ontology annotation, molecular function: ATP binding; protein serine/threonine kinase activity. NCBI's taxonomy places the organism in Eukaryota, Fungi, Ascomycota, Sordariomycetes, Hypocreales, Nectriaceae.
AUGCUUCAGGCGCUCGACUACCUCGCCAACGAAGGCAUGAUUCACCGAGACGUCAAACCUGAGAACAUUCUCUUCGCACCAUCAUCGCCUAGGACAUAUCAAUACAAGCUUGCAGAUUUUGGCCUCGCCAACCUGGCAGACAACGCCCAGACGUAUGCUGGUACCGAACCGUACAUGCCGCCUGAAGUAGAUCUGGACUCCCUCGGGCCUCAGACGGUCAAGAUUGACGUCUGGUCCCUCUUUGUUACUCUAGCGUAUGCCAUGAAUGCGGCCGGCUAUCGGAGGAAGCCAAGGCACACUCGUGAGCAAGUAUUCAAGGCAGUCAGCGAGGCGGCCAACUGGAAGUGGCUUCGACCAUUCCGAGAGAUGGCAAUUGAGGACCCCAACCGUCGAGCGACAGCAGGAGACAUGCUGGACAAGGUUUUCCGGGGACGGGGUCGUACAACUCCCCAAAACUGA